UAGCUCACUGGAGAGCUGGGGGCAAGGCGGGGCGCUGACGUCAUCUCCCCUCCCCCAGUUCCUCCAAGAGGGAGGGAGUGGGGAAAAGAGACUGCGAUCCGCCGCAGCUCCCGGCCGCAACUCCUCAACUAGGCGGCUGGCUGCCUGGACAUGUCCUGACAAACUUGGCUUCUCUCCUGCCCUCUCCAGCGCUCGCGCAUUCUCUUUUCGUCUCCUUUUGGUGCUCAAGUUUCCCCCUGGUCGGAAGCCUCUGGAGAUGCUGCCAUCUGGGUCCCAGCAGCGCGGGCGGAUCGCACUCUGGUUGGGGAUAUGCUGAAGAUCCAAGAGAAGCAAAGUUGGUACUUAAAACACGGCUCUUAACAAUAUCCAAACCGCGUGCGAAUUACCCAACUGCCUGGGAGCGCAAAGCGGAGCACCGAGGACUGGACUAGAGUGGUAAUUCGACAUUGGCCGAAAAGUCAUCUCCAUUUCGUUAUGUAGAGGCUAAAGAUCAGUAAAAUCCUGGCAGCACCAGAGUCUGAAUCUCUGUGGAUCCCGUGGCGACGAAGUGCAACUUCUUCCAGGCAAUUAGAUUUCUCGGUUCCUGAGAGUUAAACAAUGGGGAGACAUUUGGCCUUGCUUCUGCUUCUGCUUCUCCUUCUCCAACAUUUUGGAGACAGUGAUGGAAGCCAAAGACUUGAACAUCCUCCUCCUCUACAGUUUACACAUUUCCAGUACAAUGUCACUGUGCACGAGAAUUCUGCAGCUAAAACCUAUGUUGGGCAUCCUGUGAAGAUGGGUAUUUACAUUACAAAUCCACUGUGGGAAUUAAGGUACAAAAUUGUCUCAGGAGACAACGAAAACCUGUUCAAAGCUGAGGAAUACAUUCUUGGAGAUUUUUGCUUUCUAAGAAUAAGGACCAAAGGAGGAAACACAGCUAUUCUUAACAGAGAAGUGAAAGACCAUUACACAUUGAUAGUCAAAGCAGUUGAAAAAAAUACUAAUGUUGAAGCACGAACAAAGGUCAGGGUUCAAGUGCUGGAUACAAAUGACUUGAGACCAUUGUUCUCACCCACCUCAUACAGUGUUUCCCUACCUGAAAAUACAGCUAUAAGGACCAGUAUUGCCCGAGUCAGUGCCACAGAUGCAGACAUAGGAACCAAUGGAGAAUUUUAUUACAGUUUUAAAGACCGAACUGACAUGUUUGCUAUUCACCCAACCAGUGGCACCGUAGUUUUAACUGGUAGACUUGAUUACGUAGAGACUCAGCUCUAUGAGCUGGAGAUCCUUGCUGUGGACCGAGGAAUGAAGUUGUAUGGUAGCAGUGGUAUCAGCAGCAUGGCCAAGCUAACAGUUCAUGUGGAACAGGCCAAUGAAUGUGCUCCUGUGAUAACAGCAGUGACAUUGUCACCAUCAGAACUGGACAAGGACCCGACAUAUGCAAUUGUAACUGUGGAUGACUGUGAUCAGGGUGCCAAUGGGGAAAUCGCUUCUUUAAGCAUUGUGGCAGGUGACUUCCUUCAACAGUUUAGAACAGUGAGAUCCUCUCCAGGAAGUAAAGAGUAUAAAAUCAAAGCUCUUAAUGGCAUUGAUUGGGACAGUCAUCCUUCUGGCUACAAUCUGACUCUACAGGCUAAAGAUAAGGGAACUCCUCCCCAGUUCUCUUCAGUAAAAGUAAUUCAUGUGACUUCUCCACACUUUAAAGCUGGGCCAGUCAGGUUUGAAAAGGAUAUUUACAGAGCAGAAAUAAGUGAAUUUGCUCCUCCCAAUACACCUGUGGUCAUGGUAAAAGCCGUUCCUAGUUAUCCCCAUUUGAGGUAUGUUUUUAAAAGUACACCUGGAAAAGCUAAAUUCAGUUUAAAUCAUAACACUGGUCUCAUUUCCAUUUUAGAACCAAUUAAAAGACAGCAGACAUCCCAUUUUGAACUUGAAGUAACAACAAGUGACAGAAAAGCCUCCACAAAAGUCUUGGUUAAAGUCUUAGGUACAAAUAGCAAUCCCCCUGAAUUUACCCAGACAGCGUACAAAGCAUCCUUUGAUGAGAACGCACCCAUUGGUACUACUGUCAUGAGGGUGAGCGCCAUAGACCCUGAUGAGGGUGAGAAUGGAUACGUGACUUACAGUAUUGCAAAUCUAAAUCAUGUGCCAUUUGUGAUUGAUCAUUUCACUGGUGCCGUGAGUACUUCAGAAAACCUGGACUACGAACUGAUGCCUCGGGUUUAUACCUUAAGAAUUCGAGCAUCAGACUGGGGCUUGCCAUACCGUCGGGAAGUUGAAGUCCUUGCUACUAUUACUCUCAACAACUUGAAUGACAACACACCUUUGUUUGAGAAAAUAAAUUGUGAAGGAACAAUUCCCAGAGAUCUAGGUGUGGGGGAGCAAAUAACUACCGUGUCUGCUAUAGAUGCUGAUGAACUUCAGUUGGUACGGUAUCAGAUUGAAGCUGGGAAUGAACUAGAUUUGUUUGGCUUAAACCCCAACUCUGGGGUAUUGUCAUUAAAGCAGUCACUUAUGGAUGGUUUAGGUGCAAAGGUAUCUUUUCACAGUUUGAGAAUUACAGCUACAGAUGGAGAAAAUUUUGCCACCCCAUUAUAUAUCAACAUAACUGUGGCUGCCAGUCGCAAGCCAGUAAACUUGCAGUGUGAAGAGACUGGUGUUGCCAAAAUGCUGGCAGAGAAACUCCUGCAGGCAAAUAAGUUGCACGGUCAGGGGGAGGCCGAGGAUAUUUUCUUUGAUUCUCACUCCGUCAAUGCUCAUGUCCCACAGUUUAGGAGUACUCUUCCGGCUGGUAUUGAGGUAAAGGAAAACCAUCCUGUGGGUUCCAGCAUAAUUUUCAUGAAUGCUACUGACCUUGACUCUGGCUUCAAUGGAAAAUUGGUAUAUGCUAUUUCUGGAGGAAAUGAGGAUAGUUGCUUCAUCAUUGACAUGGAAACAGGAAUGCUGAAAAUUUUAUCUUCACUUGAUCGUGAAACAACAGACAGAUACACAUUGAAUAUUACUGUUUUUGACCUUGGUAUACCACAGAAGGCAGCUUGGCGUCUUCUGGAUAUCAUUGUUCUGGAUGCCAAUGAUAAUCCACCUGAAUUUUUACAGGAGAGCUAUUUUGUUGAAGUGAGUGAAGACAAAGAGAUAAAUAGUGAAAUCAUCCAGGUUGAAGCUACUGAUAAAGAUCUAGGCCCCAAUGGACAUGUGACAUACUCUAUUCUUACAGAUACUGAUAAGUUUUCAAUUGACAGCACAACUGGUGUGGUUAAAAUUAUACACCCUUUGGAUCGUGAACUACAGCAUGUGCAUUACUUAAAGAUUGAAGCCAGGGAUCAAGCCAAAGAAGAGCCCCAGUUGUUUUCCACUGUGCUUUUGAAAGUCUCACUAGAAGAUGUUAAUGACAACCCACCUAAGUUCAUUCCACCUAAUUACCGUGUGAAAGUUCGAGAGGAUCUGCCAGAAGGAACGAUAAUCAUGUGGUUAGAAGCCUACGAUCCUGACUUAGGUCAAUCUAGUCAAGUGAGAUACAGUCUUAUGGACCAUGGAGAAGGACACUUUGAUGUGGAUAAACUCAGUGGAGCAGUUAGAAUUGUGCAACAGUUGGACUUUGAGAAGAAGCAAGUGUACAAUCUCACGGUGAGGGCCAAAGACAAAGGAAAGCCAGUUUCUCUGUCUUCCACUUGCUAUGUGGAAAUUGAGGUAAUUGAUGUGAAUGAGAACUUACAUCCUCCAGUAUUUUCCAGCUUUGUGGAAAAGGGUGCAGUGAAAGAAGAUGUCCCUAUUGGCUCAUCGGUAAUGACAGUGUCAGCUCAUGAUGAGGACACAGGAAGAGAUGGGGAGAUCCGAUAUUCCAUUAGAGAUGGUUCUGGUGUUGGUGUUUUCAAGAUAGAUGAAGAAACAGGUGUCAUAGAGACUUCAGACCGACUGGACCGUGAAUCGACCUCCCAUUACUGGCUAACAGUCUAUGCAACUGAUCAGGGUGUAGUGCCUCUUUCAUCAUUUAUAGAGAUCUACAUAGAGGUUGAGGAUGUCAAUGAUAAUGCACCACAGACAUCAGAGCCUGUCUAUUAUCCAGAGAUAAUGGAAAAUUCUCCAAAGGAUAUACCCGUGGUCCAAAUUGAGGCAUUUGAUCCAGAUUCUAGCUCUGAUGACAAGCUCACAUACAAAAUUACAAGUGGAAAUCCACAAGGAUUCUUUUCAAUACAUCCUAAAACAGGCCUUAUCACAACAACAUCAAGAAAACUAGACCGAGAACAGCAGGAUGAACACAUAUUAGAAGUUACUGUGACCGACAAUGGUACUCCCCCUAGAUCAACCAUUGCAAGAGUAAUUGUGAAAAUCCUUGAUGAAAAUGACAACAAGCCUCAGUUCCUGCAGAAGUUCUACAAGAUCAGACUCCCAGAGCGGGAAAAACCAGAAAGAAACUCCAAACGAGAGCCUCUGUAUCGCGUUGUAGCUACAGACAAAGAUGAAGGUCCCAACGCAGAAAUCUCCUAUAGCAUCGAGGAUGGAAAUGAUAAUGGCAAAUUUUUUAUUGAGCCAAAAACUGGAGUGGUUUCAUCCAAAAAGUUCUCUGCAGCUGGAGAAUAUGACAUUCUUUCAAUUAAGGCAGUUGAUAAUGGUCGCCCUCAAAAGUCAUCAACCACUAGACUUCAUAUUGAAUGGAUCUCCAAACCCAAACCAUCUCUGGAGCCAAUUUCAUUUGAAGAAUCGUUUUUUACCUUUACUGUAAUGGAAAGUGAUCCAGUUGCUCAUAUGAUUGGAGUAAUAUCUGUUGAGCCUGCUGGCACACCCCUUUGGUUUGAUAUAAUUGGUGGCAACUAUGAUAGUCACUUUGAUGUGGACAAGGGGACUGGAACCAUCAUUGUUGCCAAACCUCUUGAUGCAGAACAAAAAUCAAACUAUAACCUGACAGUUGAGGCUACAGAUGGAACGACCACUAUCCUUACUCAGGUAUUCAUCAAAGUAAUAGAUACAAAUGACCAUCGUCCCCAGUUUUCUACAUCAAAAUAUGAAGUUGUUAUUCCUGAAGAUACAGUGCCAGAAACAGAAAUUUUGCAAAUCAGUGCUGUGGAUAGGGAUGAGAAAAAUAAACUAAUCUAUACUCUGCAGAGUAGUAUAGACCCAUUGAGUCUCAAGAAAUUUCGUCUUGAUCCUGCAACUGGCUCUCUCUGUACAUCUGAAAAACUGGAUCAUGAAGCCAUUCACCAGCAUGUUCUUACAGUCAUGGUACGGGAUCAAGAUGUUCCUGUAAAACGUAACUUUGCAAGGAUUGUCAUUAAUGUCAGUGACACAAAUGACCAUGCCCCGUGGUUCACCAGUUCCUCCUAUGAAGGGCGGGUUUAUGAGUCGGCAGCUGUGGGCUCAGUCGUUUUGCAGGUUACAGCUCUGGACAAAGACAAAGGGAAAAAUGCUGAAGUGCUAUACUCAAUUGAAUCAGGUAUUUUUGGACCAUUCAAUUUGUUAAAGCAUAUUUUCUUUUCUAAAAUUAGUUCUAGAUAUUGAAGCGUUUCUAUGUAUAUCUGUAAAAAUUGCUUGAAUUGGUCUUUAGCUACCAUUUUACAUGUUAGGAAUGGAGAUUUUUCUUUCUUUCCUUCUUUUUUAAGAGAUUGAAUCCUAAUAAGUUUGGGACCCAGUAUUCUUAGAGAGUCACAGUAUUAGCAUAAUUCAAGACUCUGAGAAGUCCUGCAGAAAAGAAAACUCUCUUUGACUAAUUUCAGUAUUUCUGAGAUAAUUUUAACUGAACAAUCAUUUUCCUCCAAAAUAUUGGUUAAUUAUGAGACACUUAGGAAUACUGGCCUAGUAAUGUAACAUUUUACUUUGUAGUCAGAGAGUAUUUUCUUUUGUGCAGAGCCUAAGUGUCCAUGAUAGAGUGCUGAUUUGUCCCAUUCUCAAAAAAAAGUGUCUUCUAUCUAUCAUCUUCCUUUGAGUUAGCUCCCCUCCAAUAUCGUAAACCCCCAUGUUUCUUUAAAAAUUGUUUCAUGAGCGAAAUUGGGUUGUUGCAGUAGGCCAGAGUGGGGUCUGAGACUAGAAGAAAUGUUGA
Molecule: messenger RNA, 6007 nt
Organism: Marmota monax (woodchuck)
Lineage: Eukaryota; Metazoa; Chordata; Mammalia; Rodentia; Sciuridae
Product: protocadherin Fat 1-like
Exons: 10
Coding region: 598-5469 (1623 amino acids)
Biological process (GO): homophilic cell-cell adhesion
Cellular component (GO): plasma membrane
Molecular function (GO): calcium ion binding
Source: RefSeq, a predicted model, not a curated record